AUGGGCGUGCUCGAGGAGGAGCACGCGGGCUUCCAGUCGACGCUCGCGGACCUGCGCCGGCUCUUCACGAAGCGCCGCGCCGCCGCCGAGGGCCUGGACGCCGCCGUGCGCGGCCGCGAGGCGAGCGACGCCGAGGCCGUCCGCGAGGGCGCGCGCGUCAUCGAGCUCGAGGCGCGCGUCGAGGCGCUGGAGGCCGCCGUGCAGCCCGGCCGCGCGCGCACGGUCCAGGGCGAGCUCAACGCGGCGCUGCGCACGCGCUUCGGCGGCGCGGAUAUUCCGACGCUCGGCGCGUCGCGCACGGACGCGGGCGUCCACGCGCGCGGCCAGUGCGCCCACGCGGACCUGCCGGUCGCGCCGCUCGGCGGCGCGCCGCUCGAGCUGUUGGAGCACCAGAUCAACCGGCUGCUGCCCGACGACGCGCGCGUGCACGACCUGCGCCCGGCGCCGGCGCCCAAGCCCUGGCAGGCGCGGGAGGGCCUGCCCUGGCACGCCAUCGCCAACGCCGCGGGCAAGCGCUACGCGUACCGGCUGACGGCGCGGAGAGGCAGCGCGGACCCGCUGGGCCGCCUGUACCGGGGCCACGUCGCCUACCGCGCCGUCGACUUCGGCCGCCUCGACGACGCGCUCGCGUGCUUCGUGGGCGAGCACGACUUCGCGGCCUUCGCGAACAACGCGCCGGGCGUCGACCCGUCGGGCGCCGCGCGGUCGACGACGCGCUCCAUCCGGUCGGCGACGCUUUUGGACGAGGGCGGCGGCGACGCGACGCUGACCUUCGAGCUCGACGGCGCGCUCUACAAGAUGGUGCGCAACGUCGUCGGCGCCGCCGUCGCCGUCGCCGACGGCGCGCUGCCCCGGGACGCGAUCCCGGCGCUCCUCGCGCCCGGCGCGCGCCGCGCGGACAACCCGGCCAAGGCCGCGCCCGCCUGCGGCCUCUGCCUCGAGGAGGUGUACUACGACGACUACUAG
This is a messenger RNA of Aureococcus anophagefferens, 966 nucleotides long. RefSeq lists its product as hypothetical. Gene Ontology annotation, molecular function: RNA binding; pseudouridine synthase activity. Bases 1 to 966 code for a protein of 321 amino acids. The transcript is spliced from 2 exons. Lineage: Eukaryota; Pelagophyceae; Pelagomonadales; Pelagomonadaceae. The record is from RefSeq and is a predicted model, not a curated record. Gene Ontology annotation, biological process: tRNA pseudouridine synthesis.